GCACGUGUGUCUCGCAGCGCAGUGCUGUGCACGUAUUACGAACCUGUUUUUUAUCGGUGGCGAUUAGCAAAACUUCGAUCGAGAACCGCAAGAUGAGAUGCCAGUAUUUACUGGUGUUCGUGGUAGCGCUAUGCGCGAUCACCGUGAACUCCAUUCCGACUGCGAAGAAGGAUCUUCCGAACGCGCAGGAUCCGCUGUUCAAUAAGAUGCUCGCCGAAACCACCCAUCCGGUGCCAAACGCGCACGACCCGCGAUUCAACAAAAUGUUGCCGGAUGUAGACGAAAACCUGAUCGAUUCCGACAGCGAUGACGACGAAGAUAACGAUUCCGCGGGAGAUGGCUAUAUUGCGCCUAAAAAAGCCGUAGAUCUAAACCCCAUGUACGCUCAGAAAUCAAAACUGGCAAUCAGUGAGACAUCCACUGUCGAUUCGGUCGCUAUCAACAAGGUGAAAAUCAAUGAAGAUAUUGACAGCUACGAGGAAGAACUGCUGAAGGGAAACGGCAAACACGUGGACAUUGAUGAAUUGCCCCAAGUAGAGGAUCUGUCGGGCGAAGUUCUUCCAAUCGAAGCAAAUCCUUCCAAAUCUACCACCGCUAAACCAACAGUUAAAACAGAAAAUGAUGACGAUGAUGACUAUGAUGAAUCGGACGAGCAGGUUGACUUUUCUGGGGUAGACAAAAUUCUCGCCCAACCACUUAAACCUGCGCCUUCUGAAAAGCCAGUGAAACCCUUGACCACCAGCACGACUGUAAAACCGAAAAGCGCCUUCACCGGAACUGGCAAGCAGAAUGUCGAAAUUCUAGACCAGUACGAUGACGAUGCGGAUGACGAUUAUCAGUACAACUAUGAUGAUGAUGAGGACAACGAAGAUGCAGAAGACGACGACGAGGAUGAUGAUGCGGAAGAUUUGACGCCAGAUGUUGUAAACAAGGUAGCCAAAAAGCAGACCAAGCCAGUCAAGAAAACCAAGAGCCAGAAGAAAACCACAUCCAAGGUUAUUGAUUCCGAAUAUUACUACUACUAUGAUGAAGAAGAUGAUGAUGAUUAUAACGCCGAUACCGGAAACAGUACCUACUGCCCACGUGGUUGCAUCUGCGAACGCAACAUGCACGCCUACAUGGUCGCUACGUGCAGUCGGUUGGAUUUGGAUACGCAAAAGUUUACGUCUCACAUCACGGAUCUACAGGUGCUUGAUGUGGGACCGAAAUUCCCGAUUGAGCUUGGUCCGGAUUUCUUCAAAAAGAUUGGACUCAGCCACGUCGUAUCGAUCAAGAUUACCAACUGCACGAUCGUGUACAUCAGCCCGCAGGCGUUCGCCGGACUCGACGAGCUGUACUCGGUGAAUUUGACCAACUCGGGCAUUGACAUGAUCCACCCGGACACUUUCGCCAACAACACGAAGCUGCGCUUGCUGACACUUUCGGGCAACGAUCUGAGCGCCAUGCAGAGCGUCAACCACAACACGCCGUACACCGACUACAUGUUGAAGGCACCGACCGUGGAGGAACUGGAUAUUUCUCGCUGCAAGCUGCAUGAACUGCAGCAGAAUGCGUUCAACGAGCUGAAGAACAUCAUCUACAUCAACCUGUCCGAGAAUAACUUGAGCAGCCUGCCUGAUGGUAUUUUCGACCAUGUGGAAACCAUUGAAGAGCUGGACCUCUCGAUGAACAACAUCGCCGAGUUGCCGAAGAACAUAUUUGCCAAAACGUCGCUAGCCAUCUUGCACCUGAAGCACAACAAGAUCAGCAACAAUGUGGACUUUGUACCGGUCGAUCUGCAAAAGCUCGAUCUGAGCUUCUGUCAGAUACGCACCAUCAACAACCAGAUGUUCAAGGGCAUGGAGGGACUCACCAAUUUGAUCCUGAAGGGUAACCACAUUGAGAAGAUCAAACCCAUGGCGUUCAUUUCGCUGAACAGCCUGCGCCAGAUCGAUCUGUCGUACAACAACCUGGAGCAGAUCUCGGCCCAAACCUUUAUCGGCAACAAGGUGCUCGAUAUCAUCCGCAUGAAUAACAACCCGCGUCUGAAGCGCCUACCGAACGAAGGUUUCGAGAGCUCCUUCAACGGCACCUUCAACGUGUACUUCAUGGACAUCUCGAACUGCGAUAUCUCCGAACUCGCCGACAACACGUUCAAAACGAUGCCGCAGCUGACUCGGUUGAACUUGGCGUGGAACAAUUUGCAAACCCUUCGGCCACCUGUAAUGGCUCAUUUGAGCAAGCUGAUGGAUUUGGAUUUGAGCAACAACAUGAUCACGGACCUCGAUGAAAAGACUUUCCAGAACAAUCGUAAUUUGAACAACUUGAACUUGUCCGGAAACCAGAUCUCCAGCCUGUCGAGCAAACUCUUCCACCCGCUGCAAUACCUGAGCGAGCUGGAUAUUAGUGAUUGCGAUCUGCGCACCAUUUGGGAGAAUUCGUCGGCCACGACGAAACUUGAAGAAGUGCUUCCCAAUUUGCUGCGUCUGAACGCGUCGUACAAUGAAAUUUCCGAGGUAUUUGUGUCUGAUCUGGAGACGAUGACUAAGCUGCACGUGUUGGACAUCCGUAACAACUCGCUGAGCUGCAACGAACGUCUGCCAUCGCUUAUCGAUUGGCUGCAGCAGAAGCAGAUUUCCAUGGUGGGCAACUCGCAGGAUCACGUUACACACGCUGAAAUGAAUGUGCUGCGCAAGGACAACUCUGCCACGCUUAAGCAGUGGGGACAGUUCGCGUUGGAAAUUUGCCAGGGCGCAAAGGGUGACCCAGAGAAGACGCUGUCCUAUAGCGAAACGGAGGAGGACUACGAUGAUGAUGAUGAAGACGAUUCCGAGGACGCCGAUGCCGAUGUGCUUGCGGUAGCGAACGCCAAAUCGAACAAGAUUGUCGACAGCAAGAAUGAACCGGAUGAGUAUUCGGACGAAUCGUCCGAUAGCGACAGCGUAGAUAAUGACGACGGUGAUGGCGAUGAUGACGACGAAGACGAUGAUGAUGAUGAGGAGGAGCAGGAGCGCGAAAACAUUCUCGAUGCUGCCAACGGUAUUCAGAAGAUUGAGCAGGAAAUUCUCACUGGCAAGCACAGCGUCAACGCCAACAACGAGGACGAUGGUGAAUACGAUGACGAUCUGGAAUACGAGGAGAACAGGGAAGGAACGAACGUGGACGAUGUAGUCAUUCUGGAGAACGAAUCAGUUCACGCGAUUCAAUCCGCCAUUGGAGAUGAUUUGAUAAUGGCCGGAGUGAUCAUGUUCACCGUAAUGAUGCUGGGCAUAAUGACUGUCAAGAUCGUGAAUACGAUCUUGAAGCGACGAGGCGAACGCUACCGCCAGGCACUGCUUGCUUCCAAGAACUCUUUCGUUUAUCAGAAGCUGACCGAGGAUAUCGCUGCGCCGACAACCCCAAAGGUUCAUCGGUACGCACCAAUCAAUCAGGUGUAAGCGCGAAGCAGAAAGACCCGCCAUGAACGGCGGGCCAUUUUCCACACCGCACACAGUCAACAAUGCGGUUUGUCUUUAGAUUUCUUAAACGUCAGGCAGUAACAGUCUUACUAGUAGAAAAGCGCAUACUUAAAACAAAUCCCGAGCUUCCCGAUCAAUGGUAACGCCUAGCAGGCAAACACGCGCAAACACCAAGUAGUAACCUGGAGACAGCUAUAAUGUACUUAGCAGACAGUAAAAGCAGAUCGGGCAGCAAGCGGAGCAGAUAUUUUUUUAAUUUAUUAAGUUCUUUCUUUCUAACAGAGAUUUAUCAUUUUUUGUCGAUCCGGUUUUGUUUCCUGCUGACAAUGCUUGAUAUGAUUUGCUUCUCGUAGGUAAGCGGUCGUACAAGUAGGUCAAAUUUGCGACUCAAAUUAGAGGUCACAUUCUCGGAAAUUCCUUGUACUAUUUACGCAAGAUUCAGAGCAGCUACACCUUUUCUACAAAUUGCAAAAAGUUAGGGCUCUUGUGUUAAGUACUUUUACCAGCAACUAAAAUGUUCCCGUCAUCUUGUUUCCUUUCGAAGAACAUUCCUCCCUCAAUUGCAACAAAUUCGGUCGCAACAAGAUACGUGCACCACAAGGCUUCGUUUUUGUGCCAUUUGAUAAAGAAGGAACACUUGUUGCAGAGCAUGUUUGAAUACCGGUGUACUGUGUUACGGCACAGAAAAUCUAUACAAAGCAAAAGCAGAGACACUGAUCGGAAAACCGUCUUCGAUAGUGAACAGUGGAUUGGAUGCAGCAGCAAAUAUUUUGCAACACUUUCCUUCAGACACAAACACUCCAUAUUUGCGCAUAUCAAUACAGUAUCAAUACAGUAUCGGGGAAUACAGAAUGGUUCCAAACUUGCAGUAAUUGAGUAUUUUUUUUUUGCUCUUUUAAAUUAUUGAGGUGUCUACCAAAAUAAAUUGAAAUGGAUUUGAUACAAUAAACACUUUAUCAAACCGGAAUAAACUCCAGAGUUUUCGUUAUCAUAUUCACAAAUGUAGAAAGUUAAAAUCAUGUUAAUCAAUUCUCAUUUUCAAUUCUCAUUCCUUAACAAAAUAAAAUAAAUCUUUAGUAUCAAUAGGUA
Anopheles nili is the source of this 4526-nucleotide messenger RNA. RefSeq lists its product as uncharacterized. The record is from RefSeq and is a predicted model, not a curated record. NCBI's taxonomy places the organism in Eukaryota, Metazoa, Arthropoda, Insecta, Diptera, Culicidae. The transcript has 9 exons. Gene Ontology annotation, molecular function: protein binding. The coding region runs from base 93 to 3416 and encodes 1107 amino acids.